AUGGGUGCUACCUACAAACCCCAUCUUCACAUUCCUCAACUCCUCUCUGGUCCUCCCGACGAAAGAAUCACCAUCCAAUGUCUUGACGAUGCAAACGAUCCUCCUCGCGAACCCCGUCCUCCCCUCUACUCGCCUCUCCUCCUACGGCUACUCCUCGUCCGAGUAGAACCAAGGCCGGCCAACAUGCAGGCGGUCCCCAGUCUUGUUGGGACCGGCACUGUUGUCGCCGCAGCGGCUGCUGGCCUGGUCUUCGCUCAGCCCGCCGACUCGACCCCCUCUCGGCCGACAUCGAACAAGAGAAAGCUAACCUCAGACUACGAUGUCCACCACACCCUACCGACCUCUUCACGUCCCGGUACUAGUGCUACAAAUCGUGCUAUCCCCGACCAGGACGCAUUCUCUCGCCCUCAGCAGACCUCCCAGGCUCAAUCCUCCGUCACGACCAAGGGCACGCGACGAGCCCGAUCCGCUACGACACAAAUCACGCCCCCGAAAGGCACGAGUAGGCGUCAGUCUUUCGUACGGCAAGGAGAAUGGGCCCCUCCGCCCAUUGCUGAGCAUUCGCGGGACUCGAUCUCGUCGAACGGUUCCUGGAUGAGACGGUUGUCAAUACGGCCUCUGUCUCAGCACGGGAGCAUUAGGUCAAGUAUCGGGCCCGAUUCUCCUUCAAUCACCUUCUCCCACGGCUCGGGGGCCCCGAUCCUCCCUGGCUUCUCGGUUCCACCCCAGGUCUCGAGAAACAAGUUGGUCAAGCGGACAACACAAGGCCAGGAGAGCGGCAAUGACACCUUGGCGAGGCGGGGCUCUCGUUCCCAAAUGCCGACUCUGCGGCGGCCGGCGACGAGCCACCAGCGCUCUGCAACGCUGCAACGAAAUCAUGUGCCUGAGAUGGGUGCAGGACAGGUUUCGUCACCCAAGUACUCGCUUGACCAACAGGCUGGUCUGGAUUCGACCAGAAUGGAAGUGGACCCGGCAGAGGCCCGCAGAGAAGCACCACACCCCACCUGGACCUCAUUUUUCCAUUCUCGAAUUAUGAAGUCUGCCGGUCGCAACUCGUCCCGUUCUCAUGAGGGAAGCCCUAACACAUCGGCUCUGCCCCCUAGAAGACUACUGCUCCGGCGAGGAAGCAUGCCACGUGCCUUUCUUGUUGAGGCGGGCAUGCUCUCGUCCUCGGUCCCAUCUGGGGAGGUUCCGGGUACUGACGCCUCCUUGCAGGACGGCUCGGCCGAUCCGGCUGCGAACGCGGAGGAUGAAACACCAUCUAAACGUGCUAGGCGCUCGAUCUCGAUGCAUUUCAGCGCGCCAAGUACCUGGAUCUCUCGGACCGGUAGUAUUCGUCGUCCGAAGAGGGGUGCUGACGGCGAGAGCGGGGGCAAGCGUCAUGUGUCUGACCCUGUCCGGACAGCCCCAGGCCGCGAACAACAGGACCUCCGGGUGGCUGUACGAGAUAUAUUCACGCCACCAGACCAGAUCCAAAACUCGGACGCGCUAGCAGUCUCUAACUCUGAAGGACGACCCCGACCCCGCGAUACAUCCUCGCCCAUCCCCCCACUGUCCCGUCUGUCAAGUUUUAAUGUUGACUUGUCUCGGCUCGGUGCCUCCUCGUCGGCUGGUCAGCGAGCAUUCCAAUUGCAAGGAGGAACUCUGCAGCCAUCACAAACCUACGCCUUUCACCCCAGGAGCCGGGAAGUUUCUAACGAACGUGCUUCCACCCUCACUGGGUCAGAUCUCGAGAUGCGGGGUUUCGCCUCUGGAGAUGACGACGACACUGACUUCAAGAGCGACACCAUGUUCGAUUCCGUCCGCACUGCCGGUUCGAACCGCUUACGAUCAGUCGAAACGCCGCUCGAUUCCAUGUUCGACGAGUCUCCUCCAAGCACGGCGGGCAACGGCAAGACAAAGCGGCUGUCGAUCCAGGAGAUUCUGGGACGAUCCUGGGAUGGUGACACCAAGAUUAUGGAGGAGGAUGAGGGUGUCCCUACGCCUGUGCGUGGAGGGCAGUCUGCACACACCAAUCGCCAGUUCCCUCUUGUUCCACGGCUCUCGCAUGGCCCGAAUAAUGAUGUUGACAUGGAGCGCCCUUCGGCUGAUCUGUCAAUCACCAACCGGGACUUCAGUAGGUUAUCUUUGGACGACGACGACGAUGACGAUUGGGCAAGGGACGAGGAGGAUGGAGUGAGCAAUAACUUGUCGCCCCCGACGAGUUCUAUCAAUUCGAGGCGUGUGAGCCCGAAUCUACGAAUGGCACUGGCGAAUAUCAGUGGUAAUGUCGGUGCUGAUACGCUGGGCGACCCGGCUGAACGCCCACGGAGCAACGUCUUCGACUGGAGUGAGCCAUCUCAACCGGAGAAGAACGAGAUGAGUGGUCAUUCGCCAAGACCCAAGACGGUCCAUGGCAAGCAGGAGUUGGACCUGCGUGGAGGCCGCGCCUCCAAUCGGAAAGGUCCCGUUGCCGCUCACAUCAGGAGUCAGAGCGUACCGGUCAUUCCCGACAUCUCGGAGAUCCCCAAGUCGGCGUCCAAGUUUGGUACGUGGGCAUCUGGACCCAAGAAUGCCAGCGAGGACUGGGACGACGACUUUGAAUUCGAGGUGGAUUCUGGUUCAGAUGCACCAGGCAGGGACUCGGCAACCUCGUUCUCGAUGGUUGUUCCCGCUUCCAUUCAAGCCACACAGCCCACUGUCAAAGCACACUCGGGCCAGAUCCGUGAGCUCUCCCUGCUGGUUGAUGGCCUGAAACGGCUAUGCCGCCAUGGCCGGGACUUGAACCUGCUCGAAGAUGCUCCAUCCUUGUGGAAAGAGGCCGAGAAUAUCAUAGCACUUGCAUCUCCGGACGAGGACUCCGAUGCAGAAGAGACCAGGGACGAAGAUCGGAAGUCCGAUAGCUUUGAUCCCUCGACCGUUGAUGAGCGCUUCCUGGAAGAGGGGUUCGAUGCCAAGACUCUUGAUAGCUUUGAUGAUCCCUUCGAGAGACCGGACCCGGACAUGGCCAAGACGGCCGUCGUCAGGGAGAGGCAUGUGGUUCGCCGGCGAUCAGUCUUUUCUCCAGAUGAUGACAUCUUUGGCAGCAAUUGGCCACUGACGUCGGAAGAGAACAAGCCAGUCGAGCGUCCACACACACCGGACCAGCCCAGAAGGUCGAACUCGCCCGACAACGGAAUGAUCACAUCGAUCAUGGAGGCAAUGCAGCAACAGCGCUCAUCGUCGGCCCCGAUCAGGAGCUCGCCCAUGAAACCAUCCAACUCGGAGCUCUUCUUCAAUACCAACACUCUACAGGAGUUGGUCAAGCGUGCUAAUAGCCUCUUUCAUACCUUGUCCGACAUGGUCCGCCGAGCCGAAGUGCUCACGCAGAGCCCUGCCUGCACACCCCGCCACGAGAAACAUCUCCGAAGUGACGGCAGCCCCGCCUUCACUCGUGUCUUCACCGAUCCGGCCGCGAGCCCUUCGAAGCGGCUACCCAAGAGCCAGAGCACCAACUCUGCGCUCAGCAGAGCCUCGAUCGAUUCACCCGCAUCCAAUGGCAUCGGACAGCGUAUGCAGAUGAUGACGGUGAAUUAA
Thyridium curvatum is the source of this 3555-nucleotide messenger RNA. RefSeq lists its product as uncharacterized. NCBI's taxonomy places the organism in Eukaryota, Fungi, Ascomycota, Sordariomycetes, Thyridiales, Thyridiaceae. The record is from RefSeq and is a predicted model, not a curated record. Gene Ontology annotation, molecular function: GTPase activator activity. Bases 1 to 3555 code for a protein of 1184 amino acids. The transcript is spliced from 3 exons. Gene Ontology annotation, biological process: regulation of mitotic cytokinesis.